UCGUUGUUGCGGGUGCAGCAUCCACAAAGAAGAAGAGGCGACAAUGGCCGAUAUUUCUCUGUACCUCACCAACGUGAACGUGUCUGUCGGACAGAGCAUGCAGAGCUCAAACCCGGGCAGAGACUUUGAGAGCGUGGAGCUCGGCGAGCUGGACAAGAGAGACGAGGAGCAGCAGAGGGAGAAGGCCCCUCGCAGGAUCAUCCAUUUCUCCAGCGGGGAGACGAUGGAGGAGUACAGCACCGACGAGGACGAGGGAGAGGACAAAGAAGCAGAGAGGAAAGACGCUGUCCUCCCGCCGGUCGAUGCGUCGAAGUUGACCUGGGGUCCGUACUUCUGGUUCCACAUGUGGAGAGCCGCCACGUCCACCAUCUCAGCCUGUGAUUAUUUGGGGGAGAGGAUGGCCUCUCUGUUUGGGAUAACUUCAGCCAAAUAUCAGUACGCUAUUGAUGAGUACUACAGGAUGAAGAAAGAGUAUAGGGAGGAAGAGAAAGAGGAAAACCGCCUUUCUGAGGAAGCAGAACGAUCCUUCGACCAGCAGCAGCCUCAGGGAGAUGAAGACGAGCCGAUCGCCGUGACGGGCCCGCUGGAGGAAGCCGCGGCUCACCCUGAUGUGACCUAUCAGAUCGAGGAUGAAAAUCAGGCGUCUUCGAACACCAUCAGAGUCCCUGCCAUCGUCACGGCAACCUAA
Molecule: messenger RNA, 688 nt
Organism: Plectropomus leopardus (leopard coralgrouper)
Lineage: Eukaryota; Metazoa; Chordata; Actinopteri; Perciformes; Serranidae
Source: RefSeq, a predicted model, not a curated record